CACAAGUUGGAGAAGAUGAAAGAGGGAAGCUGGAUGGGAGCUGAUGGAGGUGUCGCCUGAACCACUGCCCCACAUCUACAAGGGUACAGAAGAAAUGGUGCUCAGAUAACACCUAGGCAACAAGAGAAGGGAAAAAAUAAAAUGACAGACUUUACUUUGAAGCUGAAAGUGCUGAGAACAGUCUCUUGGGUGCCUGAAUAUUGGCUCUGCGUCUGAAGCUCCUGAAACUUUUCUCACUGCAUAUAUAUGUAUAUAGUACACAAGUGCUUAGCCCAAGCAUGAGAAUUAUUGGAAUCCUCUGAUAAGACAAAUUUGAACUGCAGUGGGAGCUCUGUGUAGGAAGAUGCAGCCUUUGAACAAGUUGACGGCUAUCUCAAAACCUCAAAACCUGGCUCCUCAUGAACAAAGUGAGGUCCUGAGAGCAGAUGUGUCUUGGCAGCAGGAAUCCAUCCCAGUCGUGGAGACAGAUGACUGUGAAGCCUCUCGUCUAAAGUUCAGACAUUUCCAGUAUUUAGAAGUGUCUGGGCCUCAUGAAGCCCUGAGCCAACUCUGGGAGCUCUGUCUUCAGUGGCUGAGACCAGAAAUUCACACAAAGAAGCAGAUCCUAGAGCUAUUGGUACUGGAACAAUUCCUGACAAUUCUCCCUGAAGAAGUCAGGACUUGGGUGAAUUUACAACAUCCAAAGAACAGCAAGGAAGUGGUGAGCCUCAUAGAGGAUGUGAUUGAUAUGCUUAAGGAUGAAGGUAUAACCUGCAAGGAUUCUGCCCUACUCCAGAAGGGGAGCAUCAAGAAAGAAAAAAUGGAAGCUGACUCACUAACAGGCAAAUCCCAGGAACCAGUGACAUUCAAAGAUGUGGUUGUGGAAUUCAGCGAGGAAGAGUGGGGGCAACUGGACCCUGCUGUAAAGAACCUGUACAGGGAUGUGAUGCUGGAGAACUAUAGGAACCUGAAUUCAUUGCAUAAAGAGCAUCUACUUUCCAAACCAGUUGAGACCUCCAGGUUGGAGAGCAAGGAAAAAAGUUGGAUAAUGGAGCAAGAAAUUCUAAGAACAACUGUUUUUGACAGAGAGAUAAUUUCAGAAAAUCAGGAUUUAGUUCCAAAGCAGAGAAUUUCUGGAGAAGAAUCAUCCCAUGCAGUGAUUAUGACAAGACUGACUGAAAGUGGACAUCCUCCUUUAGAUGCCUGGAAAAGUGAUGAUUGGUUAUAUAGGAACCAGGAACACUGGGACAUAAAUUUGCCACAAGAAGCUUUCGUUCAUAAUGCAGUCUACACUGAGGAGGCAGACUUUGAAUAUAGUGAAAAUAAGAAAAGUUUUGAUGUUAAGUCAGUUAACUCAACUUUUGACACACAACAGGGAGUUCCUGUGAGAAAGGGUUCCCCAAAGUGUGAUCAGGUUAAAACUAACUUCGAAUUUAAUUUAGACUCAGUAGGUAAGCAACAUUCAGAAUAUAACGGAUGUGGGAAUGCCUUGAACUUGAGUACAGAUACUCAGCACCCAAAAAGUCAUGCCACAGUGAAUUCCUAUGAAUGUUAUCAAUGUGGGAAGGCCUUCAGCCGCAGUUCAUCUCUUGUUCGACAUCAGAUCAUUCACACAGGAGAGAAACCCUAUAAAUGCAAUGAAUGUGGAAGAUUCUUCAACCGACGUACAAACCUUACUAAGCAUCAAAAAAUUCACACUGAAGCAAAGGCCUCCGAAGGCAAUCAAUAUGUAAAACCUCUCAGUCAGCCUGAAGACAGUAAUAAAAAUCCAAGACUCUGUUUUGCAAAUAAUCCCUAUGAAUGUGUUAACUGUGGAAAAUCCUUCACCCGGAGCUCCUCACUUAUUCGACAUCAAGUGAUUCAUACAGGAGAGAAACCAUUCAAAUGUAAGGAAUGUGAGAAAACCUUCAACAGGAGUUCAAACCUGAUUAAACACCAAAAACUUCAUACUUGA
Messenger RNA from Eubalaena glacialis (North Atlantic right whale), 1933 nucleotides. RefSeq names its product zinc finger protein 215 (gene ZNF215). Gene Ontology annotation, molecular function: DNA-binding transcription factor activity, RNA polymerase II-specific; RNA polymerase II cis-regulatory region sequence-specific DNA binding. The coding region runs from base 344 to 1933 and encodes 529 amino acids. Gene Ontology annotation, biological process: regulation of transcription by RNA polymerase II. Lineage: Eukaryota; Metazoa; Chordata; Mammalia; Artiodactyla; Balaenidae. The record is from RefSeq and is a predicted model, not a curated record. The transcript is spliced from 7 exons.